AUGGAGAGAGCAAACACGGAAGAAGAGCUCCUACUAGGGUCUACACUUGUUUUCCAAGUUGAUUCAAUCAGUGACUUGGUACCACCAAGUCAAUCUUGGGCUACUUCCGUUGUUGUUCUCAGUAGCAUAGUCGCCCUUUGUGGUUCUUUUGCCACGGGAUGUGCUGGCAUUCAUCACCUGCUGAGGCUGGAAUCAUGGAAGACCCAUACAUUACUCUAUUUUUGGUUCUGUAAUUACAAUUGGAGGAGUGAUAGGUUCGAUAGUAAAUGGAAAGAUGGCAGAUCUCAUUGGUCGAAGACUUAUUAUGUGGGUAUCAGAAUUUUUCUGCAUCACUGGUUGGUUUGCCGUAGCAUUUGCACCGGUUGCUUGGUUGCCGGAUCUUGGAAGACUUUCAAUGGGAAUUGGAUUAGAGCGGUAACAGUAUAUAUUGCAGAAAUAACACCUAAGAACGUUCGUGGAGGAUUUAUUGCUGCUAACCAGAGUACAACCAUCUAUAGGCUAAGGUUGGUCGAGAAAAACAAUUGGAGGUUGCUCUCCAGUGCCUCAGAGGAAAGAAUGUCAAUAUUCAACACAAAGCAGCAUAUGUUAGAGAUUAUACAAAGACUUUUCAAGGACAUUCAGAAGCUAGACUUUUGGACUUGUUCAAGGGAAGAUAUGCUCUUGCUCUCAUUGCUGUUGCCGAGCUAUUGCUAUUGCAACAAUUUGGAGGGAACAAUGCAAUUGCAUUUUAUGCCAGCUCCAUUUUUGAAAAAAUCUGAUUUUUCAAGUAAUGUUGGGCUAAUUUCGAUGGCCAUUGUCCGGGUUCCAGCUACUGCUGUUUCUGUACUAUUAAUAGAUAGAGCUGGAAGGCAGCCACAUCUCUUGGUUAGAACACCACAAAAUUUGAUUUCAAGUUUGCUAUGCAGCUGAUAAAACAAUAGGUUUGACAACAAAUCAAAAUAGAUACUUGGCACGAUUUGAUGCCUAUAGAUAUAAGUCAUUCUCUGAAAAUCUUAAUUCUCGUAUGAGCAAGACUUCAACAAGUCAAAUGAGACCACUUCCAUUCUAGUGUACAUUGGCA
Molecule: messenger RNA, 1060 nt
Organism: Hevea brasiliensis (rubber tree)
Lineage: Eukaryota; Viridiplantae; Streptophyta; Magnoliopsida; Malpighiales; Euphorbiaceae
Exons: 12
Coding region: 1-909 (302 amino acids)
Source: RefSeq, a predicted model, not a curated record